GUGAACUGUUGCCGACACGUUGAAGGCUCCUGAAACAAACACCACACGCUUCUAAAGCACGGAAACAACUGCACUGCACCAUGUCACUAAUCUGGGUUUUUGUACUGCUGCCAACCUUGACCUUGGCAGAUACCCUCAGUGACGCCACAGCUCUUCACGCUAAGCUGGACGCCAACAAAGACGGGGCACUCUCCAAAGACGAGAUCCUGACCGUGAUGACUAAGUUUGACGUCAACAAAGACAACGCUUUUACCACGACCGAGCUGAGUAACUUUGCUACAGCGUACAUACCGUCUGUUACCCAGUCCAUCGUGGCCUGGGGGAGGUACGUGGACACCAGCAAGGACGGGCUGAUCAGCCGCGCGGAAUUUGACGUGGCGUUUAACGCCAUGGACGGGAACAAGAACGGCAAGGUUGACAGUCUAGAGCUUGGCACGUACGCCGCCUUUAUGGCCCCCAUCAUAAUGUUUGGCUGAUCCUCCACCGAGGUAUUAAAUGACACAAGUUUCUGACAGCA
Messenger RNA from Physella acuta, 517 nucleotides. RefSeq lists its product as uncharacterized. Gene Ontology annotation, molecular function: calcium ion binding. The record is from RefSeq and is a predicted model, not a curated record. Lineage: Eukaryota; Metazoa; Mollusca; Gastropoda; Physidae.